AUGUUCAGCACUUUGAAAACGCUUUUUCGGCCCAAAACUGAGGUGGUAGUCGCUCAGAUCCCUGGAUCUCCAACACCAGUGCCUUCACCUGCACCUGCUCCUCCGACAAAGGAGGAAAAUACAGAUGCAAAGAAAGCUGAAGAAAAAAAAGAAGAGAAAAGGGAGGAAAAGCCCGAACCAGCUCCUGCUCCAGAGCCCCCUAAACCAGAAGCCAAACCAGCGGAUCCAGCUGAUCCCGGAGCAGCAGCCGCAGAGGGUGAGGAUGCACCAUCAACACCAACUCCACCCUUCGUCAUCAACAGAUUCUGUGACGACCAGCUGCGAGACAUCGUGAAAAAACUACGGGAGAGGACCGAGCUUUUUAAGGAGAAAGUCAUAGACCCCUACUCCUCGUCCCCAGAGCGCAGCCCACCAAUCACACCGGUUUACCGAAAGGGAGACUGGAUCAGAAAGCAGGAAGCGGAGAGAAUAAAACGAGAAGAGGCCGAGCAGAAGAAAAAAGAGGAGGAUGCUAAGAAAGCAGCGGCGAAGAAAGAAAAAGAGGAGAAAGAAAAGAAAGAGAAAGAGGAAAAGCUGAAAGCCGAGAAGGAGAAGGCCGAUAAGGAGGCGGCUGAAGCCAUCUGCCCAAAAAUCAAAUGCACGUGCAUAGACGCACUUCUCAAACCUUUCGAAGACAUGAUGGACGCAUAUUUGGGGACAACCAUUGACCCUUUCACAGAUCGGCGGUAUAUUAAAUGGCUGAGUGUCGUGACAAUCGCUUUUAACUACAACGUUUGGCUGGCCACAGCACGUUUGUGUUUCCCGUACCACACGCCUGGGACCAUCCCCUUCUGGAUCUUUUUUGACAUCCUGGCAGACCUUGUGAACAUCGUAGAUAUCACCAUGUUUCAGCCGCGCUUGCAGUUUGUGAAAGCAGGAGACAUCAUAAAAGACAGAAUAAUGGCAAAACGGAGGUACAGGGAAUCUGCCAGAUUUCAGACAGACCUGAUAAGCAUCAUACCAUUUGAUUUGCUGUGUUUCCACUUUGGGUUUACGUCGAUCUUUAGGAUGAACCGGUUUAUGCGGUAUCAAUCAUUUUUUGAGUUCAGCGAUCGUCUGGAAAGCGUCAUGGCUAAGGCGUAUAUCUGGAGAGUUGGCCGCACUACAGGAUAUCUGCUCUUCUGUCUCCAUUUAAACUCCUGCCUUUACUAUGUAGCAUCAGAAUACGAAGGGCUUGGCAGCACAAAAUGGACAUAUGAUGGAAAAGGAAAUGCGUAUCUCCGCUGUUAUUAUUUUGCGACUCGGACGCUGAUUACUAUCGGAGGUCUCCCCGAGCCCCAUACGCUCUUUGAGAUCAUCUUCCAGCUGGUCAACUUCUUCACAGGAGUCUUCGUCUUCUCUAGCUUGAUUGGACAGAUGAGAGAUGUCAUCGGAGCAGCUACGGCGGGACAGACCUACUUCCGCGCGUCUAUGGACGCCUGUGUGGCGUAUAUGAACACCUACACCAUCCCAAAGCUGGUGCAGAACAGAGUACGCACCUGGUACAACUACACCUGGGACUCCCAGGGCAUGCUGGAUGAAUCGGAGUUAUUAGAAAAGAUGCCUCUGGUGAUGAGAACAGCCAUCGCUGUGGACAUCAACCUCACCACCUUCCAGAAGAUCGACCUCUUCAAGGGCUGUGACAGCCAGAUGCUUGUGGACAUGUUACUGCGCCUGAAAUCCAUUGUGUACUUGCCAGGAGACUUUGUGUGUAAGAAGGGUGACAUUGGGAGAGAAAUGUAUAUUAUUAAAGCCGGAGAGGUGCAGGUCAUUGGUGGACCGGACAAUAAGAUUGUGUUUGUGACUCUGAAAGCAGGCUGUGUGUUCGGAGAGAUCAGUCUUUUACAGUCUGCAAAAGAUGGAGGCAACAGGAGAACAGCAAAUGUUGCUGCUCACGGAUUUGCCAACCUUUUCGUACUGGAUAAGAAAGAUCUCAAUGACAUCCUGGUCCAUUACCCCGAGUCUCAGAAAGUGCUGGCCAGGAAGGGACGGAAACUGAUGAAGGCCAAAGGCAAAGCUGCUCCCGUCAAAGAUGAAGGAGAAAAGAAGAAGGGAUUGGCAAUGUUCGGACAAAAACCACCCACUCCGAAAAUGUUACGUGCUUUUGGAGGCUUUGGGAAAGGAGGAUUACUGGAGAAACUCAGGGCUCAAGCUGCAGAAAAAAAGAGUUGAAAAUCCAUCCAUCCAUCCCAACCUCCUAAAACAUCCAUUAAUCCAUCCACACAUUUAUUAAUUACAGUACAUCCAUCUAUGAUAGAUAGAUAGAUAGAUAGAUAGAUAGAUAGAU
Carassius auratus (goldfish) is the source of this 2305-nucleotide messenger RNA. RefSeq names its product cyclic nucleotide-gated cation channel beta-3-like. NCBI's taxonomy places the organism in Eukaryota, Metazoa, Chordata, Actinopteri, Cypriniformes, Cyprinidae. Bases 1 to 2190 code for a protein of 729 amino acids. The record is from RefSeq and is a predicted model, not a curated record. Gene Ontology annotation, cellular component: photoreceptor outer segment; plasma membrane; intracellular cyclic nucleotide activated cation channel complex. Gene Ontology annotation, biological process: monoatomic cation transmembrane transport. The transcript is spliced from 18 exons. Gene Ontology annotation, molecular function: cGMP binding; intracellularly cGMP-activated cation channel activity; protein-containing complex binding.